Sorghum bicolor (sorghum) is the source of this 2035-nucleotide messenger RNA. RefSeq names its product DNA polymerase epsilon subunit B. Bases 46 to 1647 code for a protein of 533 amino acids. Gene Ontology annotation, molecular function: DNA binding. Gene Ontology annotation, biological process: DNA-templated DNA replication; error-prone translesion synthesis. NCBI's taxonomy places the organism in Eukaryota, Viridiplantae, Streptophyta, Magnoliopsida, Poales, Poaceae. Gene Ontology annotation, cellular component: epsilon DNA polymerase complex. The transcript is spliced from 13 exons. The record is from RefSeq and is a predicted model, not a curated record.
CCCCGCUUUCCCGCCACACCCUCUCCCCCGCCGCCCCCCUCUCCCAUGGCGGCGCCGUCGGCGGCCACGCGCAGGAAACUGCAGCGCAAGUUCCGCCUGCGAGGCUUCACCCUCAAGGUGGACGCCCUCGAGGAGGCCGCCGCCUUCAUGGACCGCUUCCCCGACGCCGAGGACGACGCGCUCGACCUCCUCCUCGACGAGCUCGACAAGGAACCGCUGCAGUCGUCGAUACUGGAUCGGGACGCGGUCCGGCGCGUGGUGGCGCUGCUUGUCGAGGCCGAGGAGGCGCUCGAUGCGGCGUCGCCAGCGGUUACAAGCGCAAGGUCUGCGCUGCGAGUGGUGGACGCGUUCCUCGUGCCGCGGUUCCACUACGACCCAAUCAAGAAAGUGUUUUACGAGCACACAGGCAGAUUAGCUGUCCAUGGAGAAGCUGGCGAUAAAGCUUCCCUUUAUAGGGAUAGGUAUCAAGUGUUGCUUCAGAGGCUGGCUCGUGAUAAAUAUUUCUCUAAGCCAGCUUUUGACACAGUUGCGACCGAAGAUAGUAGUUGCGAGAUAACUUCUAUACAGUCGCUAAUUGGGUGCACUGGACGGAGAUGGAUUAUGGGGGUCAUUUCGCAGUUGGAGGAGCGACAGUUCUACUUGGAGGAUCUUACUGGAGCAGUUCCAAUUGACUUGUCAAAUGCCAAAAUCACGUCAGGUUUUUUCGUUGAAAAUACUGUAAUCGUAGCCGAAGGUGAGCUGCUUUCAAAUGGCAUUUUCCAGGUAAAUACAUGUGGAUUUCCUCCGCUGGAGGACAGGGAAGCGUCAGUUUCAUUGCUCAUGGGUCUUGAUUUCUUUGGGGGAGGUGUAAUACCAUCUGAAGAAGCACUAAGAUUAUCAUCACUGGAGAAAAAGGCUGUGAAUGAUAUGUUUGUCAUUCUUUCGGAUGUUUGGCUGGACAACCCUGAGACUAUGGAGAAGUUGGCUGUUGUACUUGACGGGUAUGAUAGUGUGGAAGUUGUGCCUUCCCUCUUUGUUUUAAUGGGCAAUUUCUGCUCUCGUCCUUGCAAUCUAGCGUUCAAUUCAUUCGAAGAACUCAGAUUUCAGUUUGGAAAGCUUGGCGAGAUGAUUGCAGCUCGAUCUAGAUUAAAGGAACAUAGUCGUUUCUUAUUCGUUCCUGGACCUGAUGAUGCAGGUCCUUCUAAAGCUCUGCCAAGGUGUGCACUUCCAAAAUAUCUAAUUGAAGAACUUCAGAAGCACAUACCAAAUGCAAUCUUCGUGAGCAAUCCCUGCAGGGUGAAGUUUUAUACACAAGAAAUUGUGUUUUUCCGGCAAGAUCUCCUUUACAGGAUGCGGCGGUCAUGUCUCAUUCCACCAACAACGGAAGAAACAAGUGACCCUUUUGAACACCUGGUAGCAACUAUCACCCAUCAGAGCCAUCUUUGUCCAUUGCCUCUUACUGUUCAACCUAUCAUAUGGAAUUAUGAUCAUUGCCUUCGGUUGUAUCCAACUCCUCACACGAUUGUAUUGGGUGACAAAAGCGAGCAGAAAGCCUUCAAAUACACUGGGAUCACUUGCUUUAAUCCAGGUUCGUUUGCUAAUGACAGCACCUUCGCAGCAUAUCGUCCUUGCACCAAAGAGGUUGAGCUUUCUGCGUUGGAAGGCUAACAUAAAGGGAAAAUAAACUGAGGUUCUCCAAUUUGAUGAAGUGUAAGUCUUUGGCAAACAAGUCGACAUAUAAAUUAAGGAACUGCCAUUUCCACACAAGGAACCGUGAAAAUGGCAUGACUUCCAUGAAGAUGUGGUGUUUCUAUGAAGAAAACUGAUGUUGACAUCUCAUCAUAGGCUCAGCAAAGCAGUAGGAGCAGCAAAUUGGUAUUUGUGCAGCAUCUCUAGAUGUUUGUAACAGUCUUUGACACUACAUGUUAAACCAAAAUAUUUUACUUGUACCAUUUAGUUUUUCAUUGUUGUAAAUCAUGGUAACAACUAACAAGACUACUUUCUGAAAGUGCUCAUAAUUGUUCUAUCUUCAUAAUUUGAUCACCCACCUUUCCAA